Molecule: messenger RNA, 2547 nt
Organism: Auanema sp. JU1783
Lineage: Eukaryota; Metazoa; Nematoda; Chromadorea; Rhabditida; Rhabditidae
Source: the annotation of a GenBank genome assembly
AUGGGAAAUUACAAAUCGCGUCCUUCCACUUCUUGUUCAGACGAACUCAAGAAGAAAAUAAGUGAAGGGUACUCGGUGAUCCGUAGUCGGCUGAACGAUGAUGUUAAAACUCGAGUCGCAUCAUGGAACGAACUUCAAGUCGCUGCCUUUGAAAAAAGUUCGCAAGAUUUUGGAGCUCUCGUAGCACAAGAAAACAUCGAAAUCCUCACACCACAACACUUAUCUUUGCUUCAUAUUAUCUGUGCAGGGCACAGUGAUUCGCAACAGUCAAAAGUUGCAAAACUGCUAGCAGUUUAUGAAUCUGAUGCAACUAAACAGAAAUUCAUGCUGAACAAGUUAACAAACAAUGGGUUCUCUCCUUUACAUCUAGCAAUCUAUAAGGCUGAUUCUUCCCUUGUUGAAUGUCUUCUUCAGUUUGGUGCUGAUCCAUCUGAACAUGGACGGCAUCACAUUCCUCCUCUUCACUUAGCAUCAAUGAUUGGAUCGGCAUCUAUAGUUAGAAGUUUAAUAGAUGCAGGAGCUCCGUUGCAUGCAAACGAUUUUGUACAGUUCACAGCACUUCAUUGUGCUACUUAUUUUGCUCAUGAAGCGGUUGUUAAAUGUUUAUUGGAGUUUGGUGCUGAUGCUAACUACGCAGGAGGGGUUCGUGACAGGCCCUUACAUCUUGCAGCCAGCCGAGGCUUAUUUGCUAUAGCGGAAUUGUUAUUAGAAUAUGAAGCUGAUGGUUUGCUGGAAGAUGAUGAAGGUAACUUGCCAUUGCAUUUCGCUGCCAAGGGUGGACAUAUGCAAUUGGUGCAGCUCUUACUGAAAAGAUGUUCAAACUCAACUUCUGAGAUGAUAACCAAUCGAAAUGUAUAUGGUGAUACACCACUUCAUCUCUCUUGUUACGCUGGUAGGGUAGAUAUAACUCGAAGUUUGCUAUCAUUGACUACCAGUGCCAUUGUUACUUCGGAGAAUGUUUUCUCAGAAACUCCUCUGCAUGCUGCAUGCACUGGUGGAAAAUCAGUUGAAUUAGUUAGUUUAUUAUUAAAGCAGCCUGGAGUUGAUCCUAAUUAUCAAGGGCAAGACGGUCAUACAGCGCUGCACUCUGCUUGUUAUCAUGGCCAUUUACGAAUAGUACAAUUUCUCCUGGAACAUGGGGCCGAUCAAAGUUUAACGGCAAGAGCGACAGAUACUGCGUUAACUGCCGCUCAUGGAUACGUUUGUUCCAAACCAUCUACUGUGGCUUCCGCCAUUCUACAACUGAAUAGGCCCGAGCCAGCAUCGUCGUCUAUUUCAUCUCAUAACUCCACAAUAUCACUGGAGGAUCAACAAACUCCUGUAAUUUGGGCUUAUGAAAAAGGCCACGAUGAAAUUGUUGCUAUUCUCAAGCAUUAUGCAAACAAAAGAGCUGAUGGAGAUGUCGCAAGUGAAUACAGCUCGGGGGAAUCAUCCUAUACUCCUUUACCCUCCCCAAUGGGUCGACUACAUUCUAUAACACGAGAGAAGGCUGAAAUUUUGCAACUUCGUAGCACUCUCAAGCCUAUCUUCCAUUUGAAUUUGGGCGAUGUCGACUUUCAAGAAGCCAUUGGAAGUGGUUCCUUUGGUAAAGUCUACAAGGGAAAUUACAGAGGUCGAACAGUGGCUAUAAAGCGAUACCGUGCAAUUGCUUUCGGAAGUAAAUCUGAAGUAGAUAUGUUAUGUCGAGAAGUUUCAAUUCUAUCACGAUUGUCACAUCCCAACGUUCUCUCUUUCAUCGGAGCUUCUUUGGACGAUCCAAGUCAAUUUGCUAUAAUAACAGAGUUUGCCGAGAAUGGCUCAUUAUUUACCAUCCUUCAUGAGCAAAAAAGAGUUCUUGAACCAGCUUUCCGUCUCAGAAUCUCUUACGAUGUAGCACAGGGAAUGAGAUACUUACAUGAUGCUGCAUCAAAACCGGUUAUUCAUCGGGAUUUAAAUAGUCACAACAUUCUAAUUCAUGGAGAUGGAAGAAGCGUUGUAGCAGACUUCGGAGAGAGUCGGUUCGCUGCUAAUAAUGACGAUGAUAACUUAACGAAACAACCAGGGAAUCUGAGAUGGAUGGCUCCAGAAGUUUUCUCACAAAGUGGAAGAUAUAAUAGGCUGUUGGACGUGUUUUCCUUUGCUCUUGUAGUUUGGGAAAUACACUCUGCCGAACUACCAUUUUCUCAUUUAAAACCAGCCGCUGCCGCCGCUGAGAUGACUUAUAAGCAAGGACGCCCAUCACUUCCUAGCCAACCUACACCUCAGUUUCCAGAACAUAUACUGAAACUAUUGCCCCGAGCAUGGAACUCAGAACCAUCUGAGCGUCCUGAUUUCUCUGAUAUCGUAGCAACACUAGAGCCUCAUGUCGAUAAUCAUUUCAACAUCGAAGUGAGAUCGUCUGUAUCGCAGCUGAAAACACAGUGGGAGCAAAUCAGCGCUACUCCUACUAUCAGAGCAGUACCUAUACUGAACUCAUUAUAUGGUAUAACAUCAACAGGCACAGUAGAAGAGCUGCGUCAACGACUGGAUCGAAAUGGAUAUGUAUCUCAACCAACUAAACUAAAAUAG